This is a messenger RNA of Cottoperca gobio, 2580 nucleotides long. Its product is annotated as protein PXR1-like. The transcript has 3 exons. The annotation marks the transcript as partial. Gene Ontology annotation, cellular component: membrane; BBSome. The record is from RefSeq and is a predicted model, not a curated record. Gene Ontology annotation, biological process: cilium assembly. Lineage: Eukaryota; Metazoa; Chordata; Actinopteri; Perciformes; Bovichtidae.
GGCUGGGAGGAGAGCUGUGACGCCGCUGUCUCCCACCUCCUGCGGAGCUGCCUUUCACGGAGCCCCAAGGACCAGGCCACGUCUCUGGCCCAGCAAGGAGGCUCCGUGCUGGGCCUGCCCCGCGACACAGCCCGCCUCAAGAAGCACAUCACCCUUAUGUGCGACCGCAUCAGCAAGGGAGGCCGCCUCACCCUGGCCUCUGAGGCAAACGUCCCCGUCCCCAUCCAAGUCCAGAACCUGGCUGCUCCCGGAGGGGUUGAGCCCAUAGCGGAGGUGGCUGCAGACGGGGAGGAGCUGGAACCUCCACAGGAAGCGACAAAGUUCAUCAAGAAGAAGCAGCCGUCUAAGAAAGUCAAGAAAGAUAAAGAGAAGAAGGAGGCGUCAAAGGAGUCGUCAGAGGCCACCGUGAAAGAGGAAGUGGGAGGCGCAGAAGAGCCAAUCAAGGAGGCGAAAAAGGAGAAGAAGGAGUCAUCCAAGGAGAAGAAGGAGCCGAAGAAAGAUUCAAGCAAAGAGCCGAAGGAGGAGGCGAAGAAGGAGUCCAAGAAGGAAUCAUCCUCCUCCAAGGAGAAGAAGGAGAAGAAGGAGAAGGACAAAGACAAGGAAGGGAAGGAGGCCAGCAAGGAGUCAGGGGAGAAGAAAGUGCCCAGGAAGUCGUCCGUAAAAGUGAAAGAGAAGAAGAAGGAGCCGGAGGCUGGUGAGGGCUGACAGGAGCCGUGCAAUAAGCUCACAUAUACACACACACACACACACACACACACACACACACACACACAUAAAUAUGCAUACGUGUGUACACAGUGUCCAUGUAAACGUAUACAAGGCCACAUAACUCGACACACACACACACUCACAUAUGCAGUCUUAAUAUAUAUUUACAUGUAAAUAUGCUCCGGCAACGCCACAUAUGUCACAAUCAAAGCAAUUUCCUGUCAGACGCAUAUUUACAUCAUCUAGUAAUAGCUGAUCCACACACACACACACACACACACACACACACACACACACACACACACACACACACACACACACGUUCUGUGUCUCUGGGCUGCUGCUGCUGCACCACAUCCACUAGUGUUGGGGUGUGUGUGUGCGCUGGGCAGCUGUGGUGAAGGCGAAUCCUCCUCCUCUCCUCAGACAUUUCGCUGACUCUCUCCUCCUCCUCCUCCUCCUCUUCCUCGUCUUCGUCUAGCCCCAGCAGCAGUUGAACCCACAGCCCUGCGCCUCCCUAAUCCCAUUCAGGCCCCAAACCACCCCUUCCGCCCACGCACCCUUCUGGAUGUGACGUCAGACCCGCCCUCUCGCCCCCUCGCGUGGCACCAGGCCUCGCAGAGCCUCCCCCGCCUCGCCGCUAAGAAUAAAUGGCCUGCCGUGUCCAGCAGCCCUGUUUCUUCCCGGGUAAAUCAAGGCCACAUCCUACAGCCUCCACCACCACCACCCCUUCUGACCUCUUCCAGUCAGUUCAGGUUUUUAAAUCUGGAACACUCAAGGACACGCGGCUGCUGAUGGAUACAUACCCGGUGCUGCGGGGUCCAACCUUUCGCACAGUGGAAACCAGCAGGGCGUGUUCUGGAAAAAGCAGGGUGGCAAUCAGGAGGGCAGAAGAGCCAGUUUAACACCCGAGGCUUCUUCUGCUCAUCUUCAGGAACACCAUGAAGGGGAGGCUGCGUCUGAAAUACACUGCGAGGCACUUGUGUCGUCUGUAACAUAGUUACUGCACGUGAGGUCAGGUGUGGUGCUGUGGCAGAGGAAAGUAACAUAUCGUUCUUACUUGUACUCGUAUCUGGUCCCGCAGAUAGUUUGGUUUGUUCUGAGUAGAGUAUCAUUUAUUGAAACGGUCAAAUACCUAAUCUGAGUUAUUCUUUAUUCAGUUGUUCACUUUGUACUCAGGCGAAGUCCUCGUGUGGCCGCAUGUGUUAGGACGACAUUUCAAAUGUGCAGAAAGUAAUCAGGAGCUUUAAAGUAAAACAUGUGAAACACAAACGCUCACGUCUUCGCUGUUACAGACUGGAACCUGUGGACUUUGGACACACACACACACACACACACACACACACACACACACACACACACACACACACACACACAUCAUUUAGGAGCUUUGAGACGUUUCUCUGCCAGACUUGAAGCUUCUCGACUUCAGCCAUAGAUGCUGUGCCAGCUUAACACAGGACGAUCAGCAGCUCUGCAACACUACAAGUCUGCAGCGUGUCUGCAGCGUGUCUGCAGCGUGUCUGCAGCGUGUCUGCACGUUCGGCCUCAGGCCUUCUGCCGACUGGGAAACUUGCAGCUGGUCUCAUGUCUUUUUUUCCUUUCGUGUUUUUAAAUGAUAAAUAUUUGGACUUUUAGUGCGGAAUAAGAAUAGAUGAACUCAUCCUUGCCAAGAAGGAGAGAUAUCCAAGUGUGUGUUACAGAGGUUCCCACUGGACACGAGGUCCAGAACACGUGAAUGUUUGUGAUAGGUUCUGCUGUAUUAGCUGUUCAGGUACCGGACUCCUGCUCCGAGUCUGCUUUUAUAGACGAGUCAUGUGUGUGCAGCCGGAAGAAGUAUCUGUGGAAUAUUUAGUAAUAAAAGUAAUCUAC